Molecule: messenger RNA, 750 nt
Organism: Aureobasidium subglaciale EXF-2481
Lineage: Eukaryota; Fungi; Ascomycota; Dothideomycetes; Dothideales; Saccotheciaceae
Exons: 1
Coding region: 1-750 (249 amino acids)
Source: RefSeq, a predicted model, not a curated record
AUGGCUCCUGCCGCUCCUGCUGUCCAGCCCUCAUCCCCUCCGUCGCCAAGAGUCCGCUUUUCAGACUCAUCUUCCAUUGUCACCAGUGUCUCACGGCCCCUCAGCUCAGAAGAGGCGUGGCUACUCUACGACUUUGAGACGCAUUGCCGAGACUGCCGCCAAUGCAUCUCACCCUACAAGCGUUGGCAGGCCGGUGCUCCGUUGUGUCACAAGGGAACGCACAUGUCAAAACGUGUCGCCGAAGCCAUCUACAUGCAAAAGGGCAAGAUCUUCGAGAGAUACACACGUCACAAGAAGCCCUCGCAAGUUGAGGUUCCGCAUACAUAUACCUACCUCCGAGAACAACUUCUCGUCAUGGAAGAAGCUUCUGCCAUCCGUCAUGCUCGCCAACAAGAAGAGCAACGGCCCAGUGUCAAAAUUCACAAUGACAGCCAUCGCCGCAACGACGAGCCUCGUAGAUCUAGCAGUACAGAAGUCGUCAUUGAGGCAGGACGCAGCACCAAUGAUCAACGCAGGAGAGAUAAAUACCGCCAGGACGAACCUCGCGAGAGCAGAUACCACGAUCAAGAUCGUGAACACAGACAUGGCUACAAGGUGCACCGUUCAGAAUAUCAUCACGAAGAGAGGAACGAUCGAGACCGACGCCGCACGACUGACGUCGAGGCCGAAGUCAAUGUUGGAAACAGGAGGUACCGAACUCAGGAGAGACGACCAACCUGGGCAGAUGGAGACGUGAGAGCACGUCAGUAG